AUGCGUACCCAAGAACCAAGCAAAGUUGUCAAAUUGUCGCUAGCGGAUUCCUCGGUAUCCACUGCUGCUAUCAGUCAACCCCGCCAGUCUGAGGAAAUCACUAUCUUCAAGUCAGCCCUAACCGAGGAGAAUGAAGCCCGUAGACAUUCGGCGCAAUCUGGAAGCGGUAACGAAAAGAGAAAAGAAUUACCUCAACGACCAGUAUUGGGCGGCUAUCCCCUGCUAAGUGGCAGGCCCUCCCUUCCAGUCGGAUAUAGUGGAAGUCAGACGGAAAGUUCUAACAGCUCUUCAUCCAGUGUUGGGGAAAAGCAUCAUUUUGAUACCUUCAUGGCGCAAGGAAAGGACACAAAGGUCUUAGCUGCAGAACCAGUUAAGCUGGGCCGCGAACCAGUGGUCGUUCGAUGUCAGACUUGUCAGCAGCGUACUAUGACAGUAACCACAUUUCACAUUGGUGUCAUAACCUGGCUAUCCGCUGUACUUAUCUUCUUGUGCGGUGGCAUCCUUGGCUGCUUCCUAAUUCCUUUCUACACGGACUGUUGUAAGGAUGUGAAGCACACAUGCCCGGUUUGUGACACGGAAAUUGGACUGGUGAAGGUGAUUUAACCGCGGGCGGUGAUCAACCGAAUGUUGCAGAAUCGUGCUUCGACGUUACUGUCUGUGGUGAAGAUCAAAAUGACACUUUUCACCGAAUGAUUUCAUUUGUAUUUCUAAGAGCGCCAUUCAUGUGCUAAUCCAGGCUCAGGCAUCAUCUCACCCUGAACAAUUCACUAUCAAAGUACCUUUCCCAUGUUUGUGACCUGAUGCAGCCUGUCACAGUUGUAUUCCCCAUAGGUCGAAACUCCCCCCGUCCAUCUCCCUAGUACAGUGACACCAAGAACACCGUUGCAUUUCCUCCCUACUUCUCAACCAGUACGUCAAAUACUGUUUCAUCAUCCGCUAUGCUACUGGACUGAGGAAUAAAUAAAUCACUGUUGUUAC
Molecule: messenger RNA, 978 nt
Organism: Dicrocoelium dendriticum
Lineage: Eukaryota; Metazoa; Platyhelminthes; Trematoda; Plagiorchiida; Dicrocoeliidae
Source: the annotation of a GenBank genome assembly